This is a messenger RNA of Myotis brandtii (Brandt's bat), 3450 nucleotides long. It is a transcript of the gene ENAM, whose product is annotated as enamelin. NCBI's taxonomy places the organism in Eukaryota, Metazoa, Chordata, Mammalia, Chiroptera, Vespertilionidae. Bases 1 to 3450 code for a protein of 1149 amino acids. The transcript has 8 exons. The record is from RefSeq and is a predicted model, not a curated record.
AUGUUGCUGCUUCAGUGCAGACAUGGAACCUCUUUUCCUAAGCUAGAUAGCUUGGUACCAAGUGGAAAAAUGAGGAUUCUCCUGGUCUUUCUAGGUCUGCUUGGUAAUUCUAUUGCUAUGCCAAUGCACAUGCCCCGGAUGCCUGGAUUUAGCAGUAAAAGUGAGGAGAUGAUGCGGUAUGGUCAAUUCAACUUCAUGAACUCCCCACAUAUGACACAAUUGGGCCCCUCAUAUGGUUAUGGUAUGCAACCCCCUCAGCUCUUCCCACAGUACCAGAUGCCUAUGUGGCCCCAGCCACCACCCAACACGGGGCGCCCAAAGAAACCCUCAUCUCCUCCAGCAUCCAAACGCCAGGGCAAGACGGAUCUAGCCCCAGAGACCCCGAAGCCCAACCAGCCUCAACCAAAAAAGUCACCACCGAAGCGACCUUUAAAGCAACCAACGCCUGCCCCAACUCCGCCCCAAGAGGAAGCCCAGCCACCUCAGGCAUUCCCACCAUUUGGCAAUGGGAUCUUUCCCUAUCAACAGCCACCAUGGCAAGUUCCACAUAGGGUACCACCAGGUUAUGGACGUCCACCAGUCAGCAAUGAAGAAGGGGGGAAUCCUUACUUUGGGUAUUUCGGAUAUCAGGGAUUUGGGGGUCGUCCUCCCUAUUAUUCAGAAGAAAUGUUUGAACAAGAUUUUGAAAAACCCAAAGAAAAAGACCCUCCUAAAACAGAAAGUCCAGCCACCGAGCCCUCGUCAAAUUCAACAGUUCCUGAGACUAAUUCUACCCAACCAAAUGCACCCAAUCCUGGAGGGCGUCCAGGUGGAAAUGACACCAGCCCAACAGGAAACAGUGGCCAUGGGCCCAACACUGGGGGCAACCCUACAGCUCAAAAUGGGGUCAAUCCACACCCUGCAGUUAAUGUUUCAGGCCAGGGGCCACCAAGAAGUCAAAUCCCAUGGGGCUCAGGUCAGCCAAAUAUUCGUGAAAAUUACCCAAAUCCUAACUUUCCAAGUUUUCCUGUGGGAAGACAAUGGCGUCCCACUGGUACCACCGUGGGACACAGACAGAAUGGGCCUUUUUACCGAAAUCCAGUCCAAAGGGGUCCUCGGUGGAACUCCUAUGCUUGGGAAGGCAAGCAAGCUGUUCGUCCAGGAAAUCCAAUUUAUCGCAGACCGUAUGCUUCCACUGCAAGAGGCAAUUCUCCCAAUCUUGCAGGAAAUCCAGCAAAUUUCAGAAGAAAACCUCAGGGGCCAAAUAAACACCCUAUGGGAACCAAUGUUGCCCCUUUGGGUCCCAAACAUGGUACUGUUGGUCGCAAUGAAAAAAUUCAAAAUCCAAGAGAAAAGCCAUUAGGUCAAAAAGAACGAGUAGUCAUUCCUACAAGAGAUCCAACUGGCCCCUGGAGAAACUCUCAAGAUAAUGGAGCUAAUAAAUCAAACUAUAAACUGCCUCCUCCCGAGAGUAACAAGCAACUCCCAAAUUUUAAUUCUAUUGAUCAGCGUGAAAAUUCUUAUUACCCAAGAGGAGAUUCCAGAAGAGCCCCAAAUUCUGAUGGACAAGCCCAGAGCCAGAAUUUGCCCAAAGGGAUUAUUUUAGAGCCAAGAAGGAUCCCAUAUGAAUCAGAAACUAAUCAACCAGAAUUGAAGCACAGUACAUAUCAGCCUGCAUACCCUGAGGACAUCCCUUCCCCUGCAGGAGAACGUUUUCCUGCUGGAAGAAAUACUUGGAACCACCAAGACAUCUCUCCACCUUUUAAGGAAGAUCCCAACAGGCAGGAAGAACACUUACCUCAUCCUUCCCAUGGCUCUAGGGCAGAUGUGUACUACCCUGACUAUAACCCCUAUGAUCCCAGGGAAAACUCACCAUACAUUAGAAGCAAUACAUGGGAUGAAAGAGAUGAUUCUCCCAAUAAUGUGGGACUACCGGAAGAUCCGCUAUACCCCAUGAAUACUCCAGACCCAAAAGAGACAGUACCUUAUAAUGAAGAGGACCCAAUUGACCCAACUGGAGACGAACCUUUUCCAGGACAAAGUAGAUGGGGUGUGGAGGAGUCACGCUUUAAAGAAGGUGCCCCAGUUAGGCACUAUAAAGAUGAACAGUAUACCUCAAAUCGACCAAAGGAGUACCUUCCCUAUUCCUUAGAUAAUCCAUCGAAACCCAGGGAGGAUUUUCCUUAUGGUGAAUUUUACCCCUGGAACGCAGAUGAGAAUUUCCCAUCAUAUAAUACAAUUCCCACUGUACCACCACCUGUGGAGAACAGGGGCUAUUAUGCCAACAGACCUGUUGGACAAGAAGAAAACUCUCUGUUUCCUUCUUGGAACUCCUGGGACCAAAGGAUAGAAACCCAAGGGCAGAAAGAAAGAAGACCAUACUUUAACAGAAAUUUCUGGGAUCGGCCAACCAAUUUACACAAAGCCCCUGCUAGCCCACCACACCAGAAAGAGAACCCGCACUAUUCCAGUAACUCCCCAGCUGGGCUUCAGAAAAAUCCAAUAUGGCGUGAAGGUGAGAAUUUGAAUUAUGGAAUGCAGAAUACUAGGUUAAAUUCACCAGACAAUGAACACUUGGCUUUCCAGGACUUAAUUCCUCCAAGUUAUUCAGCAGAUCAAAAAGAAGCACAUUUAUUUCACCAAAGCCAAAGAAGCCCUUGCUGUGCUGGUGGCUCUGUUGGACACAAGGACAAUCCACUUGCUCUACAAGACUACACUCCAUCCUUUGGUCUUGCACCAGGGGAGAACCAAGACACCAGUCCCCUGUAUACAAAAGAUAGCCACACUAAGCAUGCAAGACAUACCAUCUCCCCGACGAGCAGCCUACCUAGCCAAAGAAACAGCUCAGAGAAAAGACAGCCUGGAGAAAGUCAAAACCCAAGUCCUUUUAGAGAUGAUGUGUCCACUUUGAGGAGGAACACACCGUGUUCUAUAAAGAAUCAACUGGGCCAAAGGGGAAUUAUGCCCUUUUCUGAAGCCAGUUCCCUUCAAUCAAAGAAUACACCUUGUCUCAAAAAUGACCUUGGAGGAGAUGGAAACAAUGCUUUGGAACCAAUAUUUGAAGGCAACCAGCUUAAUGAAAGGACUGUUGACCUUACUCCCGAGCAGCUUGUUAUCAGCACACCUGAUGAAGGCCCCAAGCCAGAAGAAAUCCAAAGUGAAGUGCAAGGAAAUGAGGGUGAAAGGCAGCAACAAAGACCAUCUAGCAUUCUACAGUUACCAUGCUUUGGCUCCAAAUUAGCAAAGUAUCACUCCUCCAGCCCUGGAACUCCAUCUAGCAUUGGAAGGCAAAGCCCAUUCAAUGGCGAUUCAAUAAUGCCUACUGAAAUUCCUGACUCAUUGGCUGGGUUAGCUACUGGGACCCAGUUUCAGAGUAUAAUUGUAGACCCAUAUAAUGUAGAUGAACACAUUCCAUUUGAUUCCCUUCAAAUAGGGACCAAUCCACAAGACUGCUUACUACUUCAGGCUUAG